Vairimorpha ceranae is the source of this 960-nucleotide messenger RNA. RefSeq names its product pyruvate dehydrogenase e1 component beta subunit. Lineage: Eukaryota; Fungi; Microsporidia; Nosematidae. Gene Ontology annotation, biological process: pyruvate decarboxylation to acetyl-CoA. The coding region runs from base 1 to 960 and encodes 319 amino acids. The transcript has a single exon. Gene Ontology annotation, molecular function: pyruvate dehydrogenase (acetyl-transferring) activity. The record is from RefSeq and is a predicted model, not a curated record.
AUGAUAGAAAUUCGCGAUCUUAUAAAUCAAGCAUUGGAUGAGGAAAUGGGAAUGGAUCAUAAUGUAUAUAUAAUAGGAGAAGAAGUAGGCAUCUCUGGUGGUCCUCACGGUCUUACUAAAAAUUUGAUCAAAAAAUACGGCGAUCAAAGAGUGAAGGAUACCCCUAUUUCGGAAAUGGGAUUUACAGGUCUCGCUGUGGGUUCAAGCUAUUUAGGGUUAAGACCCGUAGUAGAUUUUAUGACUUGGAAUUUUGCUUUGCAAUCAAUUGACCAUAUUAUUAAUUCUUGUGCGAAAACCUUGUAUAUGUCAGGAGGAAGAAUACAAUGUCCAAUUGUUUUUAGGGGACCAAAUGGAUUCAAUAAUGGGUACGCUGCACAGCACACACAAGAUUUUGCACCAAUAUAUGGUUCUAUUCCAGGCCUUAAGGUGGUUUGUCCUUAUACGGGUAAAGAUCAUAAAGGACUUUUAAAAAGCGCUAUUAGAGACAAUAACCCGGUUAUAUUUCUUGAGAAUGAAAUAUUAUAUAAAGAUAAAUACCUUGAAGUGUCUAAUAAUUAUAUUCAACCACUUGACAAGGCAGUAAUUGAAAAAAAUGGUGUUGACGUUACAGUUUUAGGAAUAUCAAUAAGUCUUAAAGAAAUUUUUAAAGCAGACAGUUUGUUAGAGAAAAAAAAUAUCGACAUUGAGAUAAUUAAUCUUGUGUCAAUAAAACCAAUUGAUUAUGUUACUAUUGAAAUAUCAGUCAAAAAAACACAAAAGUUAGUGAUAGUUGAUUUUGCAUAUCCUACUUUCAAUAUUGCGAGUGAAAUAGCUGCGCACUUUUACGAAAAAUUUAAAGAUAUAAAAAUUAUGCGUGUUCUUGCGCAAGAUAUUCCUACACCGUAUGCACUUAAUCUUGAAAAAAUGUCUUAUCCGACAUGCAAUGAUAUUGUAAAUGCUGUUACAAAAAUAAAUUCAUAG